UCCCUCUUUUGCCUCCAUUCGCCUCCGCCAUUACGAUUUGGUUGCUCAGUCGGUCGGUGGAAGUUUGGAACGAAAACAAAAUCUCUCUCCUCAAUCUCGACCUUCGAAUCUGUCGUUCUUCUUCACAUUUGUUGCCACUACUUGGGAAGAAUCGAAAAUUUUCUUCGAGUUUAAAGAUGAGACGAAGAGCUGCGGAGGCACAGUCGAAAUCCAAAUCCCUUCUCUAAUGGAGUUCAAGGAUUCAAGAAGCAGUAGCGACUGCGAUGCCAAGCUAGAGAUCCGUCCGGUUCCGUUUAUUAUCGAUCUCAACGAGAUCCCUUGUUCUUCUUCGCUUGAAUCCCCUUCCGCUGUUAUCGACGCUUACGCCGUUGUUCGUUCGUUCCAUGACAAUCCAACUCCUUAUCCCGGGGCUGCCGCGGAGUUACCUGGUGAGACUCGUGGUGGCUCGGCUUGCAGUGCAUGUGGGCGCCCUGAGGUUAGGGGCAGCGUGGUGGUCUGCGAUGGCUGCGAGCGCGGUUUUCACCUUAGCUGCGCAAGAAUGCGGGGACGCCAGGCCAUCAUGCUCGAGGACUGGAUGUGCGAUGAUUGUAUGAGCAAAGGAACUGGGAGCAAGCGCUGGCCGUUGGGAGGGGUUCUCUCGGGCUCAAAACGGAGUGGUGUUAGGCUUUUGGAUAUCAAUGCGUCCCCUCCGAGUGACGGGGAGGGUGAGGCAAGCGAUGACUUCCAUAGUUCCAGAAUGCAAACUCCUGGUGAACAUUCUUUUACUGCUAUCCCAUGUGGUGCCCAAACAACAAAUUCAAACUCGUGGCAUAUGGAAAAUGGAUUUGAUAAACAAAAGGAUUCUGGUGCAGUGAUACGCACAGUCAACUCAAGUUCCAAACAGGUAGUGAACCACAUACCGAGUAUGAGUAGAAGUCUUGAGGAGGUAGAUUUGAGCUCCACUCUUAAGGGGAGACUUAGGACUAAUAGUAAUACAGCCAUUACAUUAUCCCAUCAGAAUCCAAGUGAUAAGUUUUUGAAGGCAUUGAGAGAUUUUGUUUUUGAAAGGCAAGGUGUAUUGGCAGAAGGUUGGUGUGUAGAACUUAAGCCACAGGGAGGGAGACAUGAUCCCAUCGCAGUUUAUUGUUCUCCAGAAGGGAAAAGGUUUGAAUCAAUUGCAGAUGUUGCCUGUCACCUUGGGCUGUUAUCCACUUGCAAUUCUAUCGAAACAGAGGAUAUAAAUGGUGGCUAUACUUCAGUGCAGAAGGGCUUGCUUUAUCGCAGAAGAAGAAAAGAAUCGGCAAGACUUUCACGUACCAGUAGUUUGAUAGAAAAUCAAGAACCCGGGAGAAGCAGUUAUGGUAGGGAGCCCUCUUCUGAUGUUGAGGUCAUGGAGACACCGUCCUGCAAAAUAGGCAAUAGUGUUAGAGUUGCAGAAGCUGUGGCAGAGGGAGACGGUGGUAGCGGGGUUAAGCAACCUAAGGAUGGAUUUCCAUUGCAGUAUGAAGAUUUCUUUGUUCUUAAUUUGGGGGAGGUUGAUGGUCGACCAUCAUAUCAUGACACUAGCCAGAUCUGGCCUGUUGGUUACCAAUCCUGUUGGCAUGAUAAGAUUACAGGAUCUCUUUUUACUUGUCAUGUGUUGGAAGGUGGUAAUUCUGGACCUAUUUUCGGGGUCACAAGACAUCCAUGUUCUGAGGUGCCCAUUCCUGAUGGGUCAACUAUCCUCUCAAGGCCAAACCUUGGCCGGUCUAAUUCAAAGGAUGAAGCAGAAGGUGAUGAUCCCACUACCUUUGAUAUGGCAUACGAUGAUGAUGCUAAUAUUCAGUUGAUUCUAUCAGAUCCCUGCCCUCCACUUUUUGAACAUGACUUUUUAUCUUGUUUUCGAAGUUGUUUGAGUGACACUUCUGAUUUUCAUUCAAUGGGUUUGACACCUCCAUUCAGUUGCGUUAAAGAAAAACCUGGUGAAUGCUUACCCAAGAAUUCAGGGUUGAGGGAUCAAAUUGGAGAGUUCUCAGUCGAGGGGAGCUCUACCUCAUCAGUAUGGAGAAUGGUGUCUCAGACUUUUGUUGGUGUCUGCCGUGAAGUCUUCAAGCGGACAGGCACUAUUCAACUUUUAUGCAAGCAUGAUUUGGAUGGGACAUGCUCACCAUGUUCAGCUGCUGCAGAUGCGAAUGCUAUUGAUGUUUCUGGUUCAUUAGCGAAAUUUUGUAGUUUAUCUCCCCCUAUCAACAUCCCAUGCACAACUUGUAGUGAUGAUGAGCUCGAGUCUUUCUGUGAUGUGCUAGCGAAAUGGUUAGACCAGGACAGGUUUGGGCUAGAUAUGGAAUUUGUCCAGGAAAUCAUAGAACAGCUUCCUGGAGUUCAGGCCUGUUCAAAAUACGAACUUUUGAAAAAGAGGAGCUACUAUUCGAUAUCUCAUACCAUUGGAAGUGGGCUUCUUCUUUCUAAGAGAAAAAAUCAAGUAAGAGGUGAGGAAGAAGCUCUGGAUGAUUCAUUUAGAGAAUCUAAAAGAUCCAGGAAGCCAGAUGUGGUUCAAGACCCUAAGUUUAGUAAUCGCUGUCCACCUGGCAAACCUUUAAGCUCAAGGAUUCCUGCAGAGCUUGUUGGUGAUGUUCUUCAGGUAUGGGAGUUAUUAUGGCGUUUCCAUGAGAUUUUGGGUCUGAAGGAACCAUUAACAUUUGAUGAACUUGAGGAGGAACUUGUAAAUCCAUGGUUUGAUGCCUCUAAUUUUGUUGAGAAAUUUGAAAAAGAAGUUCAGGAAUCUAGAGAACUAACUUUGCACAGAAGUGAUAGUACAAGUGGCCAUAUCUUAUCUCCAACUCCAAGCAAUGAAUCAGAUCAUACAGUUCCUGGGGAAAACCCACAUGUAUUCAUUAAAAUGGAAACAGGAUCAAUGAAAGAAGCAGCCCAAGCCAGGCUGGCAUCCCGUACAUACAGCAGAUGCACUGGUGUAGCUUUGACAAAGGUUCAUAGCUCGCUUCUGAAGGUGCUUAUAGGUGAGUUACUGUCCAAGGUUGCACCUCUUGUAGAUCCUAAUUAUGAUGCUGGAGAGUCGAAACCAAGAAGAGGAAGAAAGAAAGAUGCAGAUACCUCAGUUCCCAUAAAAAAAAUGAAGAUUAAUGUGCUUCCCAUUAACGAACUCACCUGGCCAGAAAUUGCUCGGAGAUACAUUUUAGCUGUCUCUUCAAUGGAUGCUAACCUCGACUCGUCAGAGAUAAAUAGUCGGGAAGGUGCAAAAUUGUUUCGCUGCUUACAGGGUGAUGGUGGGGUGCUUUGUGGUUCACUUACUGGAGUAGCAGGGAUGGAAGCUGACGCAUUGCUGCUUGCAGAGGCUACAAAACACAUUUGUGGUUCUGUGAAGAAAGAAAAUGAUGCCUGGGCUGUGGACUGCAAAGAUUCAGAUACAACAGUUGCGAGUGAAACAGUUUCUGUGAAAGAUGGCAAUAUUCCUGAGUGGGCACAAAUGUUGCAACCUGUGAAAAAGCUGCCUACAAAUGUGGGAACCAGGAUUAGAAAAUGCAUCUAUGAUGCUUUGGAGAAAGAUCCUCCGGAAUGGGCAAAGAAGAUAUUGGAGCAUUCAAUCAGUAAAGAAGUUUACAAGGGGAAUGCAUCAGGGCCUACAAAGAAAGCUGUUAUCUCUGUGCUGGCAAUUGUAAGCGGUGAAAAUAUGCCGCAAAAACCUGCUAGGGUUAGAAGGGAAAGGAAAGGAAAUAGCAUUUCAGAUAUGGUUAUGAAACAAUGUCGUAGUGUUCUACGCCGUGCUGCUGCUGAAGAUGAUGAAAGAGUCUUCUGCAAUUUGCUUGGAACGACAUUGUUAAAUUCUAAUGAUAAUGAGGAUGAAGGUGUUCUUGGAUUUCCUGCUAUGGUAUCUCGUCCUUUGGAUUUCAGGACUAUUGACUUGAGAUUGGCUGUUGGAGCUUAUGGUGGAUCACAUGAAGCUUUCCUUGAGGAUGUUCAUGAGGUUUGGCAAAAUAUUCGCACUGCAUAUGGUGAUCGGCCUGAGUUGAUGCAGUUGGCUGAAACAUUAUUUCAAAAAUUUGAGUCAUUAUAUGAAGAGGAGGUUCUCACCCUUGCCCAGAAAUGUGCAGAACUUGCUAAUGCUGAAAGUUUAAGUGCUGAGGCAAAGAAAGAGCUGGACAUCAUUCUUCUGCGUGCAAAUGAGAUUCCUAAAGCUCCUUGGGAUGAGGGAGUUUGUAAAGUGUGUGGCAUUGACAAAGAUGAUGACAGUGUUCUGUUGUGUGAUACCUGUGAUUCAGAGUAUCACACUUAUUGCUUGAACCCUCCUCUCGCAAGGAUCCCUGAAGGGAAUUGGUAUUGUCCUUCAUGUGUUUCUGGUCAUGGUAAAAGUCAUGAUGCAUCAAAACCUGUUAGCAGCUGCCUGGGACGAAAGAGAUAUCAAGGAGAGGACACUUGUAUACUUUCAGAGUCACUGAUCCAUUUGGCAGCAUCGAUGGAAGAGAGAGAAUAUUGGGAGUUAAGCGUGGAGGAGAGGACCUUCUUGCUGAAGUUUUUAUGUGAUGAGGCACUGAACAUAGCGAUCAUUCGUGAGCACCUUGAACUCUGUGCUGAUCUGUCGGUCGACUUGCAACAAAAAUUGCGUUCUCUAGCUCUCGAACUGAGAAACCUAAAGUUCAGAGAAGAAACCUUAGUUGCAAGAGCUGCAAAAGGAAACACAAACAUGCACAAUGGAAUUGGAGAAGUUAGAAGAGAAGAAGGAAUGAACAAUACGCUUACAACCAAUGGGAGAUUGAUGGGCCAGCAGCAUACUUUGAAUAGCAGAACCAAGUCAACCAACUAUUAUCCUACGAGCUCUGCUAAUUUGCUGCAGCAAGAGGAGGAUUGGGAAGGGAGUGAAAUAAAUGAUCUAAACAAACACCCAUUCACCUUUCUUUCAAAAGGGAUUUUGGAGAAACAUUGUGGUGGCAUUGAAUUUCAAAAUAUGAGGCCUGCAGAUAGCCAAACAAAGGAUGUACAUUCUCCCAUGAUUGGCACUCCCUUUUCUCACAUGGUUUGUAGUAAAAAUGAUGUAUCCAACACAAAGAAUCAGCAGCAGCCUUUAUCAACUCAGCAACAAAAAGUUAAUGAUUUGGGCAAGGAGAACCAUAUUCAGAUUCUGAAUGGUAAAUGUGAAUCAGAUGUAGGAAAGAAUGAUACUUUGCGACCUGCUUUUGAUGUUAUACAAGGACCUUGUGCAUCUUCAAACACGAUGAAAAGCCUCCUGGCUGAACAUGUACCUCUUAUUUCUCUGAACUCAGAUGAUGUCCUUGGCCAUAGUGGUAUUCAACCUGUUUUGGAUGAUUUGCAAGGCUACAAUCUUGAAGUGGACUCUCUCAAGAAUGAGAUUAAAGUUUUACAGGAUUCCAUUGCUGAUGUAGAAUCACAGUUUCUUAAGGUAUCUGUACGGAGGGACUUCUUGGGUAGGGACUGUGCUGGUCAACUGUACUGGGUUUUAGCCUGGCCGGGUAGAUGUCCUUGCUUGGUUGUUGAUAGGAAUGCAGCAGCACAUCAGAGAAAACAAGAAGUCAAAAUGAACAGGAAUCUGUUUGUGGAUGGUUCAACUUGUAGGUCUCCUUCAUUUGGCAGAGAGAUUUAUCAAAGUUCAAGAGGAUCCAAUGAUUUCAGACUCUAUGGGCAUGAAUCGAAUGAUGGCAUUCCUGGAUCUGCCUCAUGGGUUUUCUAUGAAUCUGAUGCAGAAAUUCAAGAACUAAUUGGUUGGCUGAGUGCAAGUGAUCCAAGAGAGAGAGAAUUAAAGGAGUCCAUUUUUCAAUGGCAGAAAUUGAGGUCUGUAGAUGGUCAACAUGGUAAAAUCCAUAUUAGGGAUGACUCUCAGGUUGCUUCAUUGCAGCCCCUAGAUUUCGAGAAAGUUACAUCUCCAGAUUGUCUCAUUACUCAGGCUUCUACCAUACUGGAGAAAAAGUAUGGUCCAUGCUUGGAGCCUGAAACUACUGACAUUCCCAAGAAACGAGGUAGGAAGGCAAAAGUAACUUAUGAACAGAGAAUGUAUAGAUGUGAGUGUCUAGAGCCCAUAUGGGCUUCCAGACACCAUUGCCUGUCAUGCCAUCAGACAUUUUGCACUAAUGGGGAACUUGAAAUGCAUAAUGAUGGAAGGUGCAAUUCAGGUGCCUCGGCUCUUGACAUUGGCAAGGAAAAUGAUGAUCCCUUGAAAGGGAAAGGGAUGAUGAAGUUUGAAACCACACAACAGGAGUACACUGCUGAAGUGGACAUACUUGAAGGAUCGAAGAAUGGAAGGUUUGACAUUAAUACCAGGUUGAUCAAAUUUCAGAACAAGGGAAUAGUGUGUCCAUAUGGCAUUGAGGAGAUCAAUACCAAGUUUGUCACGAAAGGUUCUAAUAAGGAACUGGUGCGAGAAAUUGGGCUUAUUGGUUCUAAUGGGGUUCCUUCUUUUCUCUCGUCAAGCUCUCCUUAUCUAAGUGACCCUACACUAGUGUUGGUUCCUACUCAAAAAGAUGAAGCUGAUCCAGUUGUUGGGCCUGCUGUUGUGGAAAAGCAGUUGCCAUUUUCUUUAGAAAACAGUGUUGGAUUUAACACAAGCAGUGACAAUAUUACCAAUAGUUCACCAAGAAGAUGUGCUCCAAAUGGCAAUGAUGAGGAGGCAUUAAAAUCUGAAAGAUCCAAAUUGGAAUGUUCAACGGAUAGAGAUCAAAUUUCUUCCAUAAGUAAUAAAACUCGGGAACCGGAGGUUGGCCCCUGCUGCAUAGUCCCAGAGUCUUCAUUGAGACCAUUGGUAGGCAAUGUUUCUCAGAUACUAAGGCGGCUGAAGAUCAACUUGCUUGAUAUGGAUGCUGCCCUCCCAGAGGAAGCAGUCAGAACAUCAAAGUCACACCUGACAAAGAGAUGUGCCUGGCGUGCAUUUGUCAAAUCUGCAGGUUCAAUAUUUGAGAUGGUUCAAGCGACAAUCAUUUUUGAGGAGAUGAUCAAGACGGAGUACUUGAGAAAUGAGUGGUGGUAUUGGUCAUCACUUUCUGCUGCAGUGAAGAACUCUACUAUCUCCUCCCUUGCCCUCCGCAUAUACACAUUGGAUGCUGCCAUUGUAUACCAGAAGGUUCCACUAAAUUUGGAUCCAACGGACAAUCCCAAGCCUAGCAGUAAGUCAGGCAAGAAGAAGAAAGAUACAGAAGAUUGAUUUAGUACUCAUUUGUCUCUAACUUUUGGAGGAAUCACAUCAAAUCUGAUCUCAGUGGAAAUGAGGUGAGAGAUGGCCCCACCCUGUAAAAUAUAAAUUGGUACUCCCACCUCAAAUGUCGGCAUGUGCUCCGUCAAAUGGAUAUUGAGGGGGAAAAUGGAAUUUGGGGGAAGUGGCUGUUGCAGUCAUAUUGCCAGCUCUUGUUUGUACAUAUAGAUCAUGGCUGACUUGCUAACAUGGAUGUUGGAUUUAGAGGGAAAGCCCAAAUCAGAGGGAGAGUAUUAUGAGAAGGCUCAGAUUUCAGACUAGCUCCCACUGUUAGGGCGCUCUGAAAUUUUUCUCUUGAGGGGAGAGAAUGGAUAUGCAGUUCCUCGUAAGAGCAAGAUCCACAUCCACAUACAAAGGUACCAAUGUAAAAAGAAGACAAAGAAGAGCAGUUGUAGUUUAAUAUAUCUCAUUCUUUAAAUGUGUUUGGCCUAGCUUCUUGCUCUCAUUUGUACACAGAGUUUCUCCUUAGGUGUCUUUGCUAUAACUAGUGCAGCAUCAAUGCCCGAGAAUAUGGAGGUUUAGUGGAGCAGUUUUUUCCUGGUAAGUGAAAUUCAUGUUUCCUCA
Messenger RNA from Macadamia integrifolia, 7735 nucleotides. RefSeq names its product methyl-CpG-binding domain-containing protein 9-like. Gene Ontology annotation, cellular component: nucleus. Lineage: Eukaryota; Viridiplantae; Streptophyta; Magnoliopsida; Proteales; Proteaceae. Gene Ontology annotation, molecular function: protein binding. The transcript has 10 exons. Bases 227 to 7123 code for a protein of 2298 amino acids. The record is from RefSeq and is a predicted model, not a curated record.